Messenger RNA from Aspergillus terreus NIH2624, 489 nucleotides. RefSeq names its product ADP-ribosylation factor-like protein. Lineage: Eukaryota; Fungi; Ascomycota; Eurotiomycetes; Eurotiales; Aspergillaceae. The coding region runs from base 1 to 489 and encodes 162 amino acids. Gene Ontology annotation, biological process: protein transport. Gene Ontology annotation, molecular function: GTP binding; GTPase activity. The record is from RefSeq and is a predicted model, not a curated record. Gene Ontology annotation, cellular component: lysosomal membrane. The transcript is spliced from 5 exons.
AUGGCGGGGAUCUUUCGAACCAUCUAUGACUGGCUCCUGAGGAUGUUUUGGGCAACGGAGAUGGAUGUCACCAUGAUCGGGCUUCAAAAUGCGGGAAAGUCGUCGCUGCUGCGUGUGCUAGCGGGAGGCGAGUUCACUGUAGAUUGGGAUCUGGGAGGACAGCCGCGUUUCCGGCCGAUGUGGGAGCGGUAUUGUCGGGGCGUCAACGCCAUCGUGUAUAUCGUGGACGCGGCGGACCGGGAAGCCUUGCCGGUCGCAACAGACGAGUUGCAUGACCUGAUGACGAAGCCGACGCUGGACGGUAUUCCCCUGCUGGUUCUGGGGAAUAAAUCGGACCUGCCGAACAAGUUAUCGGUCGACGAGCUCAUCGACGCGAUGGAUUUGAAGUCCAUCACCCAUCGCGAGGUGAGCUGCUAUGGGAUCAGUGCGAAGGAGGAGACAAACCUCGACGCGGUCCUGCACUGGUUGAUUGCACGAGCCAGUCGAUGA